AUGGGAGGAAUGGGAGGAAUGCCCGGCGGCAUGCCAGACAUGCCAGUCAAUGUUCCCAUCGAUGACCCUAACGCCGACACUGAAUGGAACGACAUCCUCCGCAAGCACAAGAUCAUCCCCGAGAAGCCCCCUUCGCCCACCCCCAUGAUCGAGGAAGCCUUGACCGAAGCCCGUAGACUUGCCCACGAGAACCGCUUAGAAGGCAAGGAGCUCGNNACGAACUGGCUGAACUCGAAGACGAAGAAGACGAGGACUUUCUCGAGUUUUACCGGUAAACAGAAGCGAAUGAACGAACUCGCUGCCAUCCAAUCCGCUUCCGUCUACAACCAGGUUUAUCCCGUGCAAAAGCCCGAUUGGUCGCGCGACGUGACUGAAGAAUCAAAGAAAGCCUUCGUCUUCGUAAUCCUCACCUCUUCAUCUGGCACAAACGUUGAGUCCCGUCUGUUGAUCGAAAUCUGGCGCGAGCUGGCCACAAAAUUUGGCGACAUCAAGUUCUGUCAAAUACAGGCAAACCUCUGCAUUGAAGGUUAUCCAGACAAGAACACUCCAACAGUUUUGGUCUACAAGGAUGGCGACAUCAAGCGCCAAUUAGUCACCCUGCGGGACUUGAAGGGCGAUCGAACAACCAUUCGCGACCUGGAAGAUCUGCUUCGUUCUCUGGGCGCCGUUGACCCUAACGACUCCAGACUGCAACCUCGUCAACAUGAUGAAUCAGCACAAACCUCUCUUCGUGGUACCGGCCAAGGCGCUGGUCUAGGUAACGAUGAUAGUGACAGCGAUUGGGACUAG
Aureobasidium vineae is the source of this 789-nucleotide messenger RNA. The record is from the annotation of a GenBank genome assembly. NCBI's taxonomy places the organism in Eukaryota, Fungi, Ascomycota, Dothideomycetes, Dothideales, Saccotheciaceae.